UUCACCCUUACAGCGAAAGGUUCACGCAAGCCAGACCUUACUACAUCCAUAAAAUUCUGCCAUUACCACUCAACACAUCAUGGACCCCUGUAUUUAAACCCAUCGGAUAUAGCCACUUUCUGUGAACCGCCGAAAUAUGGACUGGACCGCCCGAUUACGACCUUUGGGCAUUGCAACACUCACUGCAUUUCUUUGUUUUGUCACUGCCGCUGUCAAACCAUGGGCGCGGAUAUGCGGGGAAUGGGGCUUUCUUGUCUAUACAUCUUCAUUGAUUUUCUUUUUCCCUCAAGGUCGUAUUGGCCCACAAAUCGAAGCAACAGUGCUCGGCAUAGCUGGAGGUACAAUAGGAAUUGGAUGGUCGAACGGAACACUAGCAGUGGCCGCCUGGUGUGGACGGCGGUACGGUGCUGAUUCUAACCAAGCCAGGGCCAUUCUGGGCGUCGGGUUAGCCCUUUUGUGUAUUGCUUCCGGUCUUGUAAGAAGCUAUGCAAGGCGCCUCAAUGCAUUUAGCAAAAUCAUGGUGUUCUUUCCUAUUUUCAUGCUUACCAGUCAGCAAUCUAUUCUACAUAUGUCAGCAUCAUUGUUUCUUGAACAAUUUUAUGUGGUCGUUUUUUCUGGCAUCUUGCCACUUUUGGUUACCGUGGUUUUUGCGCCUCAUCAUUCGUUAUCUCAUCAGUUUGGAUCCGAGGUCAAAGAGUCCAUCAAAAAUAUCUGUAUAUUACUACCUCUAUCAUUCCAUCAUAUAUUCGGUGAUGGCUCUUUGCCCGCAACAGAAGACGGUGACUCGGAAUCCCCAACAAGUGCCAAGAGAAUUGAGGCACAAAUGCAGGAUAUCCGCCCUCCAACGCAGGAUCAACUUGCAAAAAAGCUCAAAACCACUAUCUCCAACCUUCAGUCUUCUAGUGCAUCUUAUUUAAGAACAACACCCCGGGUAGAGGGGCAAUUUUCUGCACUUCCUGCCGUAAUAAAAGCCCUCCAGCGUAUGGCCCGAAAUCCACUUUUAGGCCCCACUAGUCAUAUCCCCGGCGAACGAAUCCAAGCGGCCUUGCACAAAUCUUUCCCUCCCAGCGCACCCCCGUCACCCCAUCACCGUCGCAAAAGCUUCAACCACUUCCGUCAUAAACACAGUGACUCCGCCUCUUCUGAAGUUGACCUGAAUAUGGAAAACUUGACUAGACGAAAACCCCGGCAUUUGGCCAAUUAUAAUCAUCCAAGAGAUGUUAGUCCUAACCUCGCCUUGUCAAGCAGGCCCGGGCUAAAAGAUAGGAGCGAUCGGCUCUUGUUGGUUAUGGUAAAAGCUCUACAUUCCAUCGACCAAGUGCUGCCUAGCAAGUUUGGCUGGUCUGUGGUCACCCCCGCAGAAGGGGAGGCGGACGUAGUUUCCUCUCGAAACUUGCAGGAGUGGAAACGAUCUCUUGAAGAAGAAUUGCUUCAUAUCCAACGAACUCUCGGAUCUUUGCUUGGUGACGUUGAUCCUGAUCAAUCUGGGCGCUUCAGCCUCACAAAUACUUCCGAUAUUCCGCCCAGUCGUGUGGAUAGCCCGGUAGAACAUCGUGUUACCUUUUCUGAGACGCCCGAAGUAAAAAGCGUACUUCAUAAUCGCGAUCGAUACCGUCUCGCGUUCUAUAUGACAGCUCUCCUUGAUUUAGCGAGAGAUGUGCAGAGUUUAACGGAGACGAUUUUGAACGCUCCAGACUACAAAAGACCCUCAAAUGUUUGGCUUGCCUCAUUGCGUCUGUUGUGGGUCAAUCGUCAAGAUGACGUUACUGUUGCGGCAGAUGGCAAAAGCGUAGAGAAUGAUCUGGUGUCUGAGGAAGAGCAGCCCUUUGAUGAGCUCAAAGAGUAUCAAGACAUGGAUUUUGUUACCGCCAUGCUUCACCAAUCUCAUUCAGCAUCUUCGAUUACUGGACCAAAAUAUAGCAUCCAAAGAGCGUGGAAGUUAUUGUGGAACCAACGUAGAGUCGUCAAGGCUCGUAUUACCUUAUCACGCGCAAUGCACACCAUCAAACACUCACGACACGUCCUAUUCAGCAUCAAACUAGCGGCUGGGAUCUGUCUUCUAUCUGUCCCUGCUUGGAUGCCUGCAGAUAAUUCAGCCCGGCAUUGGUAUGAUACCUCUCGAGGAGGAUGGAUGGUUGUCAGUUAUAUGUUUGUACUGGAAGAUACCACUGGUGCAAUUCUGAAAGUGGGAUUUCUUCGAGGUCUGGGGACCUUUAUUGGUGCUAUCAUGGGUUAUGUUUGCGUUGUCAUUGCCAAGAGAAAUGCGUAUGGUCUUGUGGUCCUCGCCACAGCUUGCUCAGUCCCCAUAUCAUACAAUGUCUUAUUUGCUUCGUUACCGGGCCUCGGAGUCGCAACCGGCAUCACUCUUCCUCCCAUUCUGUUCAUCCCAUAUCUCGGCCUGGCAGAAGGUCAAUCUGAUUUCUACUUAGCUUGGAACAGAUUCGUCGACAUCAUGAUCGGUACUGCCGCCGCAGUUUUGGUAGGCACCUGGAUCUGGCCUGUGCACGCUAGAGUCCAAUAUUUCCGAGUUGCGGCCAGCAUGUUAACACAUCUGACGGAAUACUAUCUUCGUAUGAGCCGAGAUCUGGUGCGGUCGUCGCUCGUUUACUACGCAGAUGACAAACAAUACGAGCAACUAGAAGCCAAACUCAAGCGGGACUUUCAAUUGGGGCGUGCUUUGGUGGCAGUCCAAAGGCAAGAAGUUUCUCUUCUCCCCCGGCCAAUCAAGUUAUACUCCGAAAUCAUCGAUGCUAGCGAACGUUUAUUGGAGAUUCUUAUUGAGACACGGAUUUUACGAUUUGGUGUACCGAGAAAAGAGACCGUUCUUGAUGUGUUGCCUAUCCGGAGAGAGCUGAUAUCAACUGUAUUGAUUAAUCUCUGGUCUUGCAGUCAUGCCUUUGGUUCUCGAAGCCCUCUCCUGCAAUUCUUGCCUUCUCCUCGUAUUCCUUUGUCAGAACUCAUGGAUGUGACAGAGGAGCAUGCCAGACAUCUAUUGGCCUUGCGGAAACAAGCUACGAACGGCAGCGCAGGAAACGGGGGUACCGUGCAAGCCCCCGGGGUUCCGUCCUUGACCGAAUCUUAUCAGGCGGAGCUGGCAGUCGUGUAUGGGAUGGCGGAAAAUGAAGCAUUGGGAGAAGUGUGCAGCAUUCUAGAAGAACUUGUCGCAGCCGCUAGAACACUGUUUGGGACUCAGGCUUUUUUACAAACUUCUUAGUGGUCGAGUGUUAUAUAAUGCAGUCUCGUUAUAAUUCAGCUACGCUUCUAACAACAAUGCAUUCAUGAA
This is a messenger RNA of Cryptococcus deneoformans JEC21, 3283 nucleotides long. Its product is annotated as expressed protein. The transcript is spliced from 14 exons. The coding region runs from base 137 to 3214 and encodes 1025 amino acids. The record is from RefSeq and is a predicted model, not a curated record. Lineage: Eukaryota; Fungi; Basidiomycota; Tremellomycetes; Tremellales; Cryptococcaceae.